AUGAACCUUCAACAAGCAAUAACAGCUGAUAAUGUUGACGAGCUAUAUCGCUUAUUAGGGGAGCAGGGAAAUCAAAAUCUCUUAGAUUGCGCACCUGAUGACCCCUUACAAAAUACUCCACUACACAACGCGGCGGAUCAGGGGAAAACUAAGGUGGCCAAGGAGAUAGCCAUGUUGAAGCCAUCAUUCGCUCGAAAGCUAAAUGGAGAAGGUGACAGCCCCAUGCACUUGGCUUUGAAAAAUAAGCAUUAUCACCUUGUGAGGGCACCGAUGACCCUCGAACCUGUUUCGAUCCGAGUUCGAAGACAAGACGGGACCACCCCUUUGCAUUUCAUAGCUGGGGAAAAAGGAGCCAAUGAGCAAGAGAACAUGGAGCUCUUGGAACUCCUAGCCGAAUUCCUAUAUGCUUGCAAAUUGUCUAUCGAAGACUUGACGAGCCAACGCGAGACUGCGGUUCACGUUGCCGUAAAAAAAUGCAACACCGAAGCAUUCAAGAUGUUGUUUGGAUGGCUUAAGCUAGCCCAUUUGACAAAAAUCUUGGAUUGGAAAGACGAAGAUGUGUCUCGGAUUGUGAACCCGAUCAACCUUCAACGAGCAAUAGCAGCCGAUGAUGUUGAUGAGCUAUAUCGUUUAUUAGGAAAGCAGGGAAAUCGAAAUCUCUUGGAUUGUGAACCUAAUGACCCCUUCCCACAUACUCCACUACAUGACGCCGCGGAGCGAGGGAAAACUAAAAUGACCAUGGAGAUAGCCAUCUUGAAGCCAGAGUUCACUCGAAAGUUGAAUCAAGGGGGUCACAGCCCAAUGCACUUGGCUUUGGAAAAUAAGCAUUAUCACAUUGCGAGGGCAUCGAUAACCCUCGACCCCGAGUUGAUUCGAGUUCGAGGACGAGGCGGGGUCACCCCUUUGCAUUUUGUAGCUAGGAAAAAAGGAGACAAUGAACAAGAGAAUGUAAAGCUCUUGGAAGUCCUGGCAGAAUUCCUAUAUGCUUGCAAAUCGUCCAUCGAAGACUUGACGAGCCAAUGCGAGACUGCGGUUCACGUUGCCGUAAAAAACCACAAUACCGAAGCAUUCGAGGUUUUGUUUGGAUGGCUUGAGCGAUCCCAUCCGACAGAAAUCUUGAACUGGAAAAACGAAGAUGGUAACACCGUCUUACAUAUUGCGGUAUCCACAUGGCAGCCCGAGAUCAUCAGCCGGUUGAUUGAGCAUGUCAAAGUAGAUGCGAAGAACUUCCAGCAUAAGACGGCUCUGGAAAUCUUACCAGCGAAUCUUCCUGGCGAUCAACAUCUCGCGAAGAGGUUACGCGAUCAAGAAAGAAAUAAUCUUCCUCCUCCCUUCGGAAUUCUUGCUCCUACCUUGGCAGCUCUUGCUCCUCUUUUUCCUACACUCUCUUUAUCAAAGUAUUUACGCAGGAAACUAUCUAUACUUGAGAAGUUCACAUCUUGGGUCGGCCACGUAGAUGAAUCUGCUCGCGAGGUAAUCCUUGUAGUGGCUGCCUUAAUUGCGACCGCCACUUACCAAGCGGCGCUCACGCCUCCAGGAGGAUACUGGGCGGAUUCUUCUCCCUCUUCGAAUCCCAUGGCCAAUUCCAGCGGCAUUGCUGUCGAGAAACCACAUCAAGCCGGGAACACUUCUAGCCAUUUCAAGUACGCGAAACACGGGGUUGGCGCUCCGGACCAGGACAAACUCACAUACAGCUACAGCUGGAUCGAGGGCGACGCCCUGAUGAACAUAUUCGAGAAGAUCUCGUAUGACAUCAAGAUCGAGGCCAACCCCGAGGGAGGGUCCAUAUGCAAGAACAGAAGCAAGUACUACGCCACUGGUAACAUUCAGUUCACCGAGGAGCAAAUCAACGAAGGCAAGGAGAAGGUCUUCGGCUUGUUCAACGCUCUUGAGGGUUAUCUCUAG
Rhodamnia argentea is the source of this 1905-nucleotide messenger RNA. RefSeq names its product receptor-interacting serine/threonine-protein kinase 4-like. The record is from RefSeq and is a predicted model, not a curated record. Gene Ontology annotation, molecular function: abscisic acid binding; signaling receptor activity; protein phosphatase inhibitor activity. NCBI's taxonomy places the organism in Eukaryota, Viridiplantae, Streptophyta, Magnoliopsida, Myrtales, Myrtaceae. The coding region runs from base 1 to 1905 and encodes 634 amino acids. The transcript has 4 exons. Gene Ontology annotation, biological process: abscisic acid-activated signaling pathway.